Molecule: messenger RNA, 2700 nt
Organism: Trichobilharzia regenti
Lineage: Eukaryota; Metazoa; Platyhelminthes; Trematoda; Strigeidida; Schistosomatidae
Source: the annotation of a GenBank genome assembly
AUGGAAAAUCCGUCUCAUGUAACACAAGAAGCCCUUAGUAUGCUAGAAGCUUACCUGAAUAUUAGUUCUGAGAAAAGGUGUCAAAAGUUCAAGUCAAGUGAUCUGAAAGCUGUAGAGCCUAGGUUUUUCCCAAAAACUUCAUACAAUCUUCCUGUAGAAAAGGAUGUCGAAAAAGAUGUGCCACAAGUCGGUCUUGAGAAAAUAGAUAGAUUCGAUCAACAUGAGAACAGAAGAUUAGAUAUGCCUGCUGAUACAAAACAAUGUGAAACUAUGAAAAAGCUGUCUCAGAAUGAAUCUCAACCCAACUUUACUUCGGCCAAUCUUAACGAUGUUUGUUUGCUGAGGAACAAGACAAAUGGGCACGAAUAUCCCCCUUUUAAUCUAAACAAUGGUUCACUUCCACCGGCAACACAAAAUAGCGGUUUCAGUCCACCAUUGGACACUUCUGUAGAUCUUGGUUCAGAUAAUCUCCAACCUGAUUCAUUAUAUGGUUCAAGUAGUAUAGAACUAGUUAGCUCACCACCCUCUGAAGACUCUUCUCGUGUAGCUUCUCACACGAGAAAUGGAAGUUCGUUGGUGUCUAAGACAUCGGUGAUUAAAAAGGCUUCAACCACUUCCUCAAUUGUUCGCUAUCAUAGUGUCAGUAGUGGAUGUGCACAAAGAAGUCAUAUUAUACCUAAAACAGAAGAAUGGUCAGCACUUGAAGUUAACUGUCAGCAGAAUCAUUAUACACGACGUUGCAGUGUCAGAUCAGCCCCUGAAGAUAUGCAUCAUUGUAUCCGUAUGAAACUUAAACGAAGUGCUCCGAAGAAAUGGUUUAAAUUUCGUCUCCCUAAAGGUGGUUUUGCGAUUAAACCUCAUGCGGAGAAGAAAUUAGUGUCAGAUCAAGGAGAGCCCGCAGAUUCUAGGACUGCUUCAGGUUGUACCAAUUCAAUAGAGGUAACAUCAUCGUUAGAAAACAGAGAGGUGACUAACCAUAAUGGUGACAGUAUAAGAAUUUACCACAAAAAGCCAGAUGCACAUACGAUAAACAAAGCGACCGACGGCUUUCACCACCCACCAUUUAUAAAUGUGUUUGCUCAACUGUUUCCACGAUUGUUUCGUCAGGAGGAAUCGUCAACCAGUUAUGUAUCAAGCGGUUUUUUUCUUAGAAUGCAAAGACUAUCUACGACUAAUACGCGCCGAGUAAAGCGACAUAAACAACGUACUAGGAAAUUGGGUAAACUUUUUAAUCAAGUUUCAGUGGAUGAACACGAAGAAAAGUUCCAUUUACUACCAUUGUAUACCAAACGACGUCCAUCUGAACUAUCUGAUCAAGAAAAUAAAGAAAAAAAAGAUGUCUUCACAGUCAGGCAAUUAGAGUCGACUACAACAAACAUUCCGAAUGAUUUAUCGAAAACAAUGCCUACAAAAAAUGAAUUGUCUAGCUCACCAACAAUGAAUUCUAAGACAUGGCCAGUUUGUUCACCGAAUUCAAAAAUAGCUACUGAAGUUGCACGUCUUUAUCAAGGAUUAAUUGAAACAAUAGAAGAUGCCAAAUUAAUUGAAUCCACUUUCCACACGUGGGGCCAAUUUUCUAUUAGAAAACCCCAGUAUUACAGCAAAGAUUAUUUACCUUUCUUCAGUCAUAGUUCGCCAGUCAGGUAUACAAAAUCAAGUAAAACGCUUCAUUAUACUACAUCUAAGAAUUUAACCACAACAACUGAAAAAGAUUUUAUUGGUUACUCACAAUCUACUGAUCAGAUCCAUUUGAGUAAUAGUGAAACUAGAAAGGAGACAAUGAACACCCCUGAGAGUACAGAAUGCAAAUCUUUCGUAAAUAAUGAAUUAUCUCCUAACGAUGCAACAAAACAUCCAGGAAAUUGUUCAAAAGAAUCUUUUCAAAUUGAAAAUGACAAAGAGAAAGGGGACUGUCAUGCUGACACAUCAACAAACGGUAAUACACAAUAUCCAUAUGCUAAAUAUGUUGCUGCAAUGAUUGAUGCACUCUCCGAACGUCUUAUGGGUAAGAUAUCUGAAGAUGAUUUAGAACUUCGUUUUCGAACUUUGGAAGCUGAAGCUACUGAAGCAGCCAAACAGAGUACUCAGUCUGUUAAACGUGAACGCUUCCUAUCUGUUAGUAAUGAAGCUGAAAGUCUAAGUUGCAAAAAUUCCGUUCAAAACACUUGUGACUCUUCUUCUCCCGAAGAAAGUAUAAACACCAAGAAAGAGGUAACACAACGGCUGGCGAAUAAAAGAUGUUUCUCUAUUCCUAAUAUCAACAUGACUUCAGAUUCACCUCAUUUAUCACCAUUGGAAGAGAGUCAGAGAAGUCUUAAACACUGCUGUUUAGCACAAGUGAAACGCUUACAACAGAGGAACAAACUGGUGAUAACAGUUGACUUACUAAAACGUCUGGCAAACCAUACAAAUUAUCCAAAUUUCGAAGCUGAUGUUCUAGAAUUAUUAGGUCGACAACCAAGUUGGCAUCAUAUUGCUAUUUUGUAUUAUCUAACCAGGCGUUUAGUUAAACACAUAAUGGCUUUGCAUAUCCGAAAACUACAAUUAAUACAAGGAAAAUCAGCAUCUUCAAAUUCAUCAGUGUUACAACAUCCGGCACUUAUUAAUUCCGAUAGUGACGAGACUGAAGAUUACAACUUUCAGUUAAACGGAAGUUGUUCUCUUCCUCGUGCGUCAAGUGAAUUAUGUCAGGGGGUAUAG